Molecule: messenger RNA, 777 nt
Organism: Laccaria bicolor S238N-H82
Lineage: Eukaryota; Fungi; Basidiomycota; Agaricomycetes; Agaricales; Hydnangiaceae
Exons: 1
Coding region: 1-777 (258 amino acids)
Source: RefSeq, a predicted model, not a curated record
AUGCCCAUCAUUGCAUUAGACAUUAAGCCUGCGGUUUUUCCUUCUGUAUCUUCGUUGCGCAUCUCCCCUUCAUCAAUGACAACCGUCCGCAAAUCCCUCCCAACACUCCGAACAUCCUACCGCCGUACACUCCAAACAGUCUCCGGAUUCAGAGUCCGCAUGCCCACCGUCUUCGUCCCUUACGUUCUCCUCCCAGAAACUCAAGGAACCCACGCACAACUCGACGAUGCAGAAAAAGAACGCGAGCGGAGAGAAGCAGGUAGUGCUGAGCGGACGGUGGUCCUUUGUGUGGAGAUUGAGAACUCUGGCGAGUCGGGUAUUGGCGCUGGCUUCGUGGUUGAAAAGGUGGAUGUGAAGAUUGGUGGGGAAGGUGCGAAGGCGACGCUUAUUGGCUGGGGAGAUGGUGGGUUUAGUUCGGAUGCGGCGAAGAAAACGUUCCCUCUGCGGAUUGGACCUCUGGCACAGUAUAACUUGCUCUAUGCCGUUUCGUUCUUGCGAUCUCCGGAGGAGAUGGACGCGUUUUCGUUCGCAAGAGCAGCUGGUGUGGGUGGGCCUCCUCAAUCUGACCUCCAACACGCAGUCACCAUCAACAUCUUUGGAAAACCCCACGUUCCACCUCGCCCAUCCACCUAUACAUCUCCCUUACUAUACCCUACCAACACAUCCUCCUCACGAUGGAACUACGUUCUCGACCUCGAAGCACACCAAGCCCAAGCCCUGGACGCCAUGGACGUCUCAGACCCCGCAGGAGGACACCUCUUCUUCCUGAAUGUUUGA